CCGCACAGCCAUAAACCAAUCUGCAGCAGAAAUAAGCAAACGCGGUGCGGUGCGCUGCCGUGUGCUACCUGUAAUCGGAAAGCGAGUGAACUGCACGCAUCUAUUGUUCUUGCGCUGCUUCGAGCGUUCGGCGUGUCGUGUACCGUGCUGCGUCGGCAUUUGAUCACGACAGAGCUGCAGAGCAUUACGGCGAGCGCAUCGGCUUCAACGAGAACGCGACGAUGCACGCAGCGGCAGGCCUAGUUCUGGCUCUGGCCAUAGCGACGUGCAGCUGUGAACCUCUACGCAAAGGAGUCAACUCGGUGGAAGAAUACGAAAGCUGCGAGUCGCACUGCGAACUGACCUACCCGGCGCACACGUACCCAAAGCCCGAGCACCUCGACGCCUGCAAGAAAGGAUGUCGCAACUUCGUCGAAGCCGGCUUCCACGCGGUGACCCACGACAUGAACGCUACGCACGCCGCCUGCUUCAACGCCUGCUCAGAGGCCUAUCCAAGCCAGCCUAGCUAUUAUGCAUGCACCGGAGGAUGUGAUGAGCAGUUCAGGCACGUUAGUAAAAUGUCGGAGCAGAAGAAGACAUCACACCUGCACCCACUCAAGUUGCUCAUGCUGGUGCAGAAAAUGUACGAGACGGUGGUGGACCACGUGUGUCGCAUUAUCCGACGCACGUUCUACGCCGUUUACGUGCAAAAGGACACCGGCCACCUAGUUGUGGUGCGUGGAGAGCUCACGCCCAUCCGUAUCCUCGACCCGCAUGCCGGUGAUCCUGCAGAAGACAAGCCGGCGAAGCCGGCGUCUUCCACCAAGUCGGAGCAAGAGGCAGCUGACGGCGAAGCAUCUUCGACGGUGUCUGCAGCGGCCACCAGCUCCUCUUUUAGCUGGCUGGACUGCAUCUCUCGCCAGUCGGGCAUUCCGGAGUGGCUGCUCGUUAUGGUCUUGUUCCUUGUUGUGGUUACCAUGGUGUGGCUUUGCUGCGCCACGAUGGUGUCGUCUCCCAGUAGCAGCGUGACGUCCACCUCGCCACCUCCUGCCUACUCGCAUCAUAAAAUGGGCGUCAGCGGAGACCUCGACUACCUGCUCAUCUAUGACCCAUCCGAGCAGGUGAAGAUCCAGCCACCGGUCGACCAGGAGGCGCCACCGCUGCCUGUCAAGGUCCCUCUGAGCCAGAUCUAAGCCGAGACGAGGCCAAGCUAGCACUACCGCCACCAUUGCAGUUGCCGCCUCCUCACACACCUUUAUUUUUUUAUCUCACUACUCACUUCCUUUUUUUUUUAUUAAUUCUGUAUCUCUGUUGCAUUGUCACGGAUUGCAUCAGUCGAUCGACGUGUGUUUGACCCUUUCGUCUCUGGACAGUUUUUGCUGUUUGAGUUGUUUCGGUUGUUCUACAGCUUGUUGGGCUCUCGAAGAGCCACAUGUGAGAUGGGAGACAAGUGUGUUGUCACCUUUUGUAGGAAAGUGCAGUGGCAUCUGUCCCUGUGCUAUUCUACUGAUGAGUGAGAUUGUUGGCAGAGACAAUGCUGUAUUUUUUUUUCUCUAUUGUGUAACAUUUGUGUAUAAGCAUAUGCUUUUUAUUUACUUUAACUUGAAUUUCUUGGUUUGACAACCGUCGUUAAAUCUGUUUGUGAAAUGCCGUAGUGCAAAAAAAGCAGUUAAAGGUUCGACUGUUAUCUCCGUUACGUAUUUUCUCGUACAAACUUUUUCUAACAACUUGUAGUUUUGCUCCAGCCCUUCAGAGUUGUUAAUUUUUCCGCACGUUUAUGUAGAAUUCUCUCUUACACAAAACGGCAAAGCCGAGAUCCGCUUCACUUACUGAAAGCCUUUUGUAUUUGCCUCCGAUUCAAGAAGUGUUAAUACCUAUAAUAAAUUUGAAUAACUUAGCUUGCAAGUGAGUUUAAGUGCAUGUUAGAAACAUUGGCUUACUCUACCGUAUGCAUACACCUUUUAAACUUGCUAUAUUACGUGCUUUAUCACAACUUGCGGUUCACUUGCCUUUCGAACGUUUCUGCGAUUAAGAUUUUAUUCAAUAUUCUAUUGUGCCAUGAGCGUUUCCCUUGGCCAGCCCUAGCCUCUUAAGUUAAAAGAAAAAGGGGGUGUUGUUAUUUUGGUUGUGUUGUUUUAAUUGCUCUAAUAAGAGUCUUUAUAGUAUUUUACAUUUGUUGGAACUUUUAGUUAAACAAACAUUACUAAUACUGCUGUAAUUGGUGCGUAUCCCAAACGCAAAAAGCAAGCAGCUUUUGUUAUUACCCCUUCCAAACCAUAUGCCGAUCUUGCUUCGUGUAUUUCGAGAGUACAAGGCAGGAUGGCUUUAUUCGAAAGCACAGGAAAAGAAACUAAACUGGUCAGCCCAUUCAGUGUGGAGACAUUGUGGAAGCUUACAAAGCUUAGCUCAGUCUAUCGCCUCCUGCUCAUUUUUGCUAGGGCACUGAAGUUAGUUUGGAACUUGCAUCCUCAAGCUUUAUAGUUUGAUAUGUAGUACUGUUUUUGUUGGCUGUUUUAGGAUGGUGCUUUGAUAUGGAACAGAACUCUUGUAGUGCGUGACUGUUUAUCUCCUCGAGCAGCCUGCAUUUUGUGUGCAGCACCUGUCACCGAAUGGCUGGGCGCACAGCGUUGCUUGCAAAGUGCUUGCACGGCAAGCUGAAGCAGGUUGCAAGUGAUUUUUACGAGUGAUUUUUCCUUGCUUGAAUGUAGGCCCUGUGAAAUCCUGUGAUUGAGGUUCAGCUUUUUAGACUGAUCAAUGCUCUAAACAACCGUGACUACAUGACAAGCCCGAGGUAAUAGAAAGGAUGAAAUUCCUUGCAUUCAUACGUGGAACAGAAUGUCGGCGAGAAGUGUUUUCUGUAUAAUGUGUAGGGGGUGGGGGGCUGUUUAAUCUUGCUUCAAAUACUGCUCGCCUCACUGACAAAUUAGGUUUGUCUCGCAGUGUAUUAUUCAACAUGAUGGGCUAGUUUGCCCACCAUUAGCUAUUCGCGCACGUUUGAGCUCUCUUUCCCAAAUGAUAAGUCAUCUAGUCGUUGAACAUUUACUCGAUUCGAGAAGCAGAAUAAAAGGAAAACGGUGGCCAUGCAAUACAGCAUGUGCCUGCUUUUGCAUCCGGUUGCAUUCAGCAGGCCCUUUCGCACUCGACUAUUUCGAGCAAUUGUAGGUUCCCACAUUGUGAUAUAUAUGUACACAUAUAGCAGUGUUACAUGCCAGGUUACACAUGUACUGCGUGUUGUUUCCGCUCACAUUUUUGGAAAAGCUUGAUGAUGCUGCCGCUUCUCUUCUGUUCGCAUCAGCAUUAUCGUGUUCUUUUUUUUUCCUCCUUUAAAUAUUGCACCUUUGAGGGACGUGGGCACACGUAAAAGAUGAGGGCAAGGGUUUUGAUUGCACAUUGUAUGUAGUAAAACGUGUUUGCAGUUGUCUACACCCAAAAACGUGCACAUUGUCGCAUCAGUUAUCGGAACUUUUUACCUAAUAAUUCCUUCAAGGUAUUGAGUGGGAAAACAUUGUUGGUGUCUCCGAGGUGGACUCGCGUGAUGGACAAGUCUGUGGGCGUAUAAGUGAUGUGGUUGAGACAAAUCUGUGGUUCUCUAAGUUACGGAGUAUUCUCAAUGCGCAUAUAGUGGGUGUUCUGUAUUAUGGAGAGUAAUAGCAUCGCGUUUAGUUACGGAGUCCAUUGUAACUAAACGCCUCCGUAAGAAAGACAUCAGAGAGUUUGGUGUACCAUAUUUAGCAGGCCCAUUCAAUGGGAACCAGCAACCUAAGAGUAAACCAGUAGUGCACAACUGUCUAUGCUGUGCUAUUCAGCGUAAACUAUGCUGUGCUCCACUACACAUCAGACAUUUGAUGAGAAAUAUUUCCGUAUCUUUGAAAGCCCAUGGUGAAAACUAUGCUGUGCUGUACAUCAAACAUUUGACGAGAGAUAUUUCCGUAUCUUUGAAGGCCCAUGGUGAGUUUCCCAUCAAUUCAGCCUCUGAGUGCACGACCUUCAUAUGAUUGGUCUAUAAUGUGAAUCCACCAUUACAUGUUGGAAUGUCACAUAUGCACACACGCAUGCUCUUAUGUUGCAUCAGUUAUGAACAUGAAGCAUUGUUUAUGUGAGCAGCGAUAUUAAAAAUUGGAACGUUUCAAUUGCAUGCAGCAUUGUUGGCUGCAUGAAUCUUUAGAUGUCCCAUUGCUGGUCGCUGGAAACCACCAUCGCUGUGUCACUUGCGAUUGGCUUGAAAUUUUUCGUAAGAUGUUGUUUAACAUCGGCAACGGCUGCCCAGUCCUUUUUACUUUAAAGCCGUUUGUCUUUCUACGGAAGAGCUUGUGUGCGUCACGAGAACAUUUAGCCAUUAAUUCUGCAUCGUCGAGUGUUUUCUUGUUCAAGUGCAAUCUUUAUUAAAGCGACUGUUUGUUUUACUCCUACUCUUGUGGGCAGCGCAUGUAAGCUCAUAGAUUGGUUAAUAAAAUUGGAUUUGGGUAUCUGA
This is a messenger RNA of Rhipicephalus microplus (southern cattle tick), 4450 nucleotides long. Its product is annotated as transmembrane protein 59. The record is from RefSeq and is a predicted model, not a curated record. Lineage: Eukaryota; Metazoa; Arthropoda; Arachnida; Ixodida; Ixodidae.